Molecule: messenger RNA, 3374 nt
Organism: Xiphophorus maculatus (southern platyfish)
Lineage: Eukaryota; Metazoa; Chordata; Actinopteri; Cyprinodontiformes; Poeciliidae
Gene: aars2
Product: alanyl-tRNA synthetase 2, mitochondrial
Exons: 21
Coding region: 303-3290 (995 amino acids)
Biological process (GO): tRNA modification; alanyl-tRNA aminoacylation
Cellular component (GO): cytoplasm; mitochondrion
Molecular function (GO): nucleic acid binding; aminoacyl-tRNA deacylase activity; alanine-tRNA ligase activity
Source: RefSeq, a predicted model, not a curated record
AAAUAUUAUUAUUAUUUAUUUAUAAGUUUAUCAAUAUUAUUUCUGAUCACUCUCAUCCUCUCGAGGACUGAGCGCCAUAUCCUGACCUUGUAAAUUCUAGCAGAACCGAGCCGAACCUGUCAGUUUGUUUCAGCUGCAGUAGCUCCACCCUGACAGCAGGCGCCGCAGCAGCGCUGACUGUUCAAAUGGUCUAAGGUAGAAGUAGAACUGCGUCGCAGUGCGCAUGCGCCGGGAAGCCUCCUGUAGUCCUUGAGGCUGUGCGUGGUUCUGGUUCGACCUGGUUCGGUGUCGCUGUGAUCCAGAUGAUGCGGCUGCUGCUCCGGAGGCUGCGGCGGCUCUCCCCCGCCUCGGGACGCUCCUUCAGCGGCCUGCCCGCCGCGCAGGUCCGUCGAACCUUUCUGGACUUUUUCCGGGAUCAACACCAACAUCUGCUGGUUCCGUCCGCUCCGGUUCGGCCCAGAGGAGAUCCCAGCCUGCUGUUCGUGAACGCUGGAAUGAACCAGUUCAAGCCAGUGCUGCUGGGCACGGUGGACCCCCGCAGCCAGAUGGCGCUGUGGCGCCGCGUGGCCAACAGCCAGCGCUGCGUGCGGGCCGGAGGGAAGCACAACGACCUGGAGGACGUGGGGCGCGACGGGACGCACCACACCUUCUUCGAGAUGCUGGGCAGCUGGUCCUUCGGGGACUACUUUAAGGAAGAGGCGUGCCGCAUGGCGUGGAGCCUCCUCACCGAGCAUUAUGGGAUACCGGCAGACAGACUGUACGUGUCGUACUUUGGAGGAGACGCUGGCUCCGGUCUGUCGGCGGACCGGGAGACCCGGGACAUCUGGCUGGACCUGGGGGUUCCUGUGUCGCGUGUGCUGCCAUUCGGUCUGAAGGAUAACUUCUGGGAGAUGGGGGACACUGGCCCCUGCGGCCCCUGCACCGAGAUCCACUACGACCACGUGGGCGGCCGGCACGCGGCGGCGCUGGUCAACGCAGGCGGAUCCGAGCUGGUGGAGAUCUGGAACCUGGUCUUCAUCCAGUACAACAGGGAGGCGGACCAGAGCCUGCGGCUGCUGCCCCAGUUCAGCGUGGAUACUGGGAUGGGACUGGAGCGACUGGUCGGCGUUCUGCAGGGGAAGCGCUCCAACUACGACACGGAUCUGUUCACGCCGCUGCUGGACGCCAUCCACCAGCGAUCGAAGGCAGCUCCUUACGGCGGCACGAUGGGCACGGAGCCGGACGCCCAGGUAGACCGGGCCUACCGGGUCGUGGCCGACCACGUCCGGACCCUGGCGGUCUGCAUCGCCGACGGAGUGCAUCCUGGGAUGUCUGGCGCCGAGUUGGUGCUGAGGAGGAUCCUGAGGCGGGCGGUCCGGUUCUGUGCCGAGGUUCUGCAGGCUCCGCCGGGUUCGCUGGCCAGCCUGGUGCCCACCGUGGCUCAGACUCUGGGCGACUCAUUUCCGGAGCUGUCCCGGGAGGCGGACCGGAUCGCUGACAUCAUCGAUGAGAACGAGGGUCACUUCCUGUCGUCCCUGCAGCGUGGCAGCCGGCUGAUCCAGAGGACCUGCCUCCGGACGGACGGCGGCCCCUUCCCCGCGGCGGCGGCAUGGUCGCUACACCGGGACCUGGGCUUCCCUCUGGACCUGGUGGACCUGAUGCUGGAGGAGCGCGGCGUCCAGGUGGACCGCCAGGAGCUGGACCGCCUCGUGUCCCAUGACCAGAAGAUGCGGGCGGAGCAGCAGGUGGACGCGCGGCCCCGCCUUCUGCCAGAUGUCCUGAGCCUGGCGGCGCUGCGGCACGCCGGCGUUCCUCACACCGACGACGGCCCCAAGUACCGCUACCACCUGGAGAACGGCCGAUACGUGUUCCCAGCAUGCCGAGCAACGGUCCUGGCUCUGUACGACGGUCGGGCGCUGGUUCCGGAAGUCGGCCCGGGUCAGCGCUGCGGAGUGAUUCUAGACCAGACCUGCUUCUACUCGGAGCAGGGCGGCCAGUCACAUGACCACGGCUACCUGACGCGCGGCGGGCUGCGGGUGAGCCGAGCAUCAUGGGAAACGUCUGCCGAGUCUCCAUGCGACUCCAGGUGUUCUAUCCCCCAGGAGGUUCUGUUCUCAGUGGAGGCGGUGAACCGGGCCGGAGGAUACGUGGUCCAUCAGGUGACGGUUCCGGACCACCUGAGAACUGGAGACCAGGUGGAGCUUCACCUGGAUCAGGCCCACCGGCUGUCCUGCAUGGUGAAGCACACGGCGACCCACAUCCUGAACUUCGCCCUACGAUCGGUUCUGGGUCGAUCCGUCCAGCAGAGAGGUUCUCGUAUCUCGGCCGACCGCCUGCGCUUCGACUUCAGCGUGAAGGGUUCGCUCAGCUCCGCCCAGCUGCAGCAGGUGGACAGGUGCGUCCGUGACGUCAUCUCGGCCAAUCAGGACGUCCACACCCUGGAGGUUCCUGUGCGGCUCGCCGGCGCCAUCCGGGGCCUGAGGACGGCGGACGAGGUGUAUCCGGACCCGGUCCGCGUCGUUUCGUUGGGCGUCCCGGUCUCUGAGCUGCUGGACGGCGGGACGGACAGAGAGACGUCGGUGGAGCUGUGCUGCGGGACCCACCUGCUGCAGACCGGAUCCAUCCAGGAUCUGGUGAUCAUCUCUGAGAAGCAGCAGGUGAAGGGGAUCAGCCGGAUUGUGGCGGUAACGGGUCAGGACGCUGUGCAGGCGAGGGACAUGGGCCGGGCGUUGUCCCAGGAAGUGGACUCUCUGUCAGCCAGAUUGUCAGGCUCCGCCCCCUCCAGCCUAGGCUCCGCCCUCCAGUUCUCCAAGGAGGCCAGCGCUCUGUCUGACGUUGUGGACAACACGCCCAUCCCCCAGUGGCAGCGCCGGGAACUGCAGGUCCGGCUGCGGGCCGCGCUGCGCUCCAUCGGCGCCGCCAUCAGGAAGCUGGAGGCUCAGAAGGCUGCGGAGAGCGCGGCGGCGCUGCUGCGGCGGCGCGGACAAAUGGAGCUGCUGGUGGACGCCGUGGAGACGGACUCGCCAUCAGUUCUGAUGAAGACUGUCAACCAGCUGAGUGCCGCCGCCCCCCUCAGUCACGUGAUGCUGCUCGCUCACCAGAGGCAUUCUGGGAAGGUUUUCUGUGCCUGUCAGGUUCCCAAGGACUCGCCGGCCCUCGCCGCCUCUGAUUGGGCGGUGGCCUUGUGCCGCCGCCUGGGGGGGAGUGCUGGUGGAUCGGCGCUGGUCGCCAAGGGAACCGGAAGCAGCGGUGACAUCACAGAGGCCAUGAGGUGGGCCGAAGACUUCGCCCGCAAGAAGGCAGGGCGAUGAUGUCACAGGCUCCGCCCCCAGGAGGCGCGCUGUGAUUGGACCCAGAGAUUUCUUUGUUUUAGAAGAAAUAAAAGCAGAACUGAA